AUGGAGGAGUCAUUGGACAUCGCAAACGUUCAAGAUCAUGGGCUGCCGGUCGUCGAGCCAAGCGAUAAGUGUGAAGUGCAGCCCUCCUCUCCAACUUCCAAGCAGGACAAGGACACCGGCGCCACUGUGGCAGAUGACUGCAACGGCGGCCGCGGCGGGGAGGGCUUCAGCAGCAGCCUCCCUGCUUGUGGUGUGCGCCUGACACCCGAGGCUGAGGCAAUGGCCCAGUCAAUGCGUCGCUCGGUGCCCCUUCGGCGCCCCGAAUGCGAGGUCAGCGUAGUUUGUUUCAACAUGCUCCUGAAAGGCUUCGACGAAAAGUGGUACUAUCCCAGUAUUGGACCGGAGCUUCGCGCCUGGAGCUACAGGAAACCGCAGCUGCGCGAGUUGCUGUUCGGCAUGGACGCCGACAUAUAUUGCAUGCAAGAGGUAGAGGUCGCGUCCUUCGCAGAGGAGUUUGCUUUUCUCGCAGAGGGGGGCUAUGCAGCAGUGGAGCCAAGGGACGACUCAAAAGGGAAGAAGCGGCCAGAAAUGGCCAAGAGUGCGAUCUUCUUCAAAUCCAGCCGCUUCGAGCUGGUGUGGAGUGAGAACAGAUCUCGAGCGGUCUUAGCUGCUUUGAAGCAUGUACCCACAGAUGAGCUGAUCUAUGUUGUCAGUUGCCACUUAGAGGGAGCAAAGCCAGAGGCGGCCGCCCGCGUUAGCCAAGUCAAGAGUGCACUGGAGCGCUUGCGCUUGGAUCAGCUCCGACGAAAUCUCGAUCCCAAGGAGUGUCCGCUGAUCUUCGCAGGGGACUUCAACUGUGAAGAAGACUCGGCAGUGUGCCACCUCCUCUCGUCUGGGGCGCUCUCCAAAGACUUCCGUGACCCGUGGGCCCCUGACAAGGAGCUCCUUAAGGCAGACUUCUCCCACGAAUGGGCACUCCGAGACCUCUAUGGCGAGGUUUGUGGCAGCUUGCUGAAGCAGAGGCCUGUGACGUUUUGCAGCCCGAAUGAUGCUGGUGGAGCACCCUUGGCAGCAUGCGUGGACUUCGUCUUCUACUCCCACCUCUCCCUGCGUCCAACUGCAGUGCGGCUUCCCCUUGAUGAGGCACAGGAGGAAGCGGCCAGAGCUCGGGCGAUCCCUGCUGACUGGCACAUCAGCGACCACGUUCCUCUCGGCGGCGUUUUCGCGAUCAGGAAGGCAGAAGAGAAGACAGAUGCCAGCUCGAUUGAGCUAGUUUGA
Symbiodinium natans is the source of this 1218-nucleotide messenger RNA. Lineage: Eukaryota; Dinophyceae; Suessiales; Symbiodiniaceae. The record is from the annotation of a GenBank genome assembly.